AUGUCAGCACGUGGUGGUAAGGGAGCCGGUAAGGUGAGAGCCAAGGCGAAGAGCCGUUCAUCCCGUGCCGGGCUCCAGUUCCCGGUGGGUCGCGUCCACAGACUGCUGAGGAAAGGGAACUAUGCACAGCGGGUGGGUGCCGGAGGCCCGGUCUACCUGGCGGCGGUGCUGGAGUAUUUGACCGCUGAGAUCCUGGAGCUGGCUGGAAACGCUGCCCGGGACAACAAGAAGACCAGGAUCAUCCCCCGGCACCUGCAGCUGGCUGUCCGCAACGACGAGGAGCUCAACAAGCUGUUCGGAGGAGUCACCAUCGCUCAGGGCGGCGUGCUGCCAAACAUACACGCUACUCUGCUGCCCAAGAAGACCGAAAGACCCGCCAAGAUCAAGUAG
Molecule: messenger RNA, 390 nt
Organism: Cheilinus undulatus (humphead wrasse)
Lineage: Eukaryota; Metazoa; Chordata; Actinopteri; Labriformes; Labridae
Product: histone H2A-beta, sperm-like
Exons: 1
Coding region: 1-390 (129 amino acids)
Cellular component (GO): nucleosome
Molecular function (GO): protein heterodimerization activity; structural constituent of chromatin; DNA binding
Source: RefSeq, a predicted model, not a curated record